UGCCCGACGCUCGCGGCUCGCGCUCGGGCUCGCGAUGGGGAAGAAGUCCCGGGCGGUACCCGGCCGCAGGCCCAUCCUGCAGCUCUCUCCGCCGGGUCCCCGGAGCAGCACGCCGGGCCGGGACCCGGAGCCGGAACCCGACACCGAGCCGGACUCGACGGCGGCGGCGUCCAGCCAGCCAGCCCCGGCGGCGCCGGCGACCACGACGACCGCGGUGACUGCCGCCGCGGCCCCAGACGACUCGCCUUCAGAAGAUGAACAGGAGGUGGUGGUGGAGAUUCCCAGAGUUGUUCAGAAUCCUCCAAAACCAGUCAUGACCACCAGACCCACAGCCGUCAAAGCAACAGGAGGUCUGUGCUUACUUGGAGCGUAUGCUGACAGUGAUGAUGACGAGAGUGAUGUUUCAGAAAGACCAGCACAAUCUAAAGAGGCGAAUGGAAACCAGUCAACUGAUAUUGAUAGUACAUUGGCCAACUUCCUGGCGGAGAUUGAUGCUAUAACAGCUCCUCAGCCUGCAGCUCCUGUAGGAGCUUCUGCUCCACCUCCAACUCCACCCCGACCAGAGCCAAAGGAAUCAGUGACAUCUGCCCUUUCUUCCACUACUUCAAAUGGAACAGACUCAACCCAAGCAUCAGGGUGGCAGUACGAUACUCAGUGUUCACUGGCUGGAGUUGGAAUUGAGAUGGGAGAUUGGCAAGAAGUCUGGGAUGAGAACACAGGAUGCUAUUAUUAUUGGAACACACAAACAAAUGAAGUGACUUGGGAGUUGCCCCAGUAUCUUGCCACCCAGGUACAGGGAUUACAACAUUACCAAGCCAGUUCUGUAACAGGUGCUGAAACUAGUUUCGUGGUAAAUACAGACAUUUAUACUAAGGAGAAAAAUAUUUCUGUUUCUGGUGGUAAAAGUGGACCAGUCAUAGCCAAGCGAGAAGUUAAAAAGGAACUAAAUGAAGGAAUUCAGGCUCUCUCAAAUAGUGAGGAGGAGAAGAAAGGGGUGGCAGCAUCAUUGCUUGCUCCUUUACUGCCUGAGGGAGUAAAAGAGGAAGAAGAAAGAUGGAGAAGAAAAGUAAUUUGUAAAGAAGUAGAGCCAGUUUCAGAAGUGAAAGAAACAAGUACGACAGCAGAAGCAGCAGCAACAGUAGUAAAGCCACAGGAAAUUAUAUUGGACAGUAUGGAAGACCCUUCCCAGGAGGAUCUGUGCAGUGUUGUUCAAUCUGGAGAAAGUGAAGAAGAAGAGGAACAAGAUACCCUUGAGCUGGAGCUAGUUUUGGAAAGGAAAAAAGCAGAGUUGCGAGCCUUGGAGGAAGGAGAUGGUAGUGUGUCAGGGUCUAGUCCAUGUUCUGAUAUCAGCCAGCCAGCAUCUCAAGAUGGAAUGCGUAGACUUAUGUCUAAAAGAGGGAAAUGGAAGAUGUUUGUUCGAGCUACCAGUCCAGAAUCUACCAGCCGCAGUUCUAGCAAAACUGGACGAGAGACUCCAGAAAAUGGAGAAACUGCAAUUGGUGCUGAAAAUUCAGAAAAAAUAGAUGAGAGUUCAGACAAAGAGAUGGAAGUGGAAGAAUCCCCAGAGAAGAUAAAAGUACAAACAGCACCUAAAGUGGAAGAGGAACAGGAUUUGAAAUUCCAGAUUGGAGAACUGGCAAAUACCCUGACAAGUAAAUUUGAAUUCCUAGGCAUUAAUAGACAGUCCAUCUCCAACUUUCAUGUGCUGCUCUUACAGACUGAGACUCGGAUUGCAGACUGGCGGGAAGGGGCUCUUAAUGGAAACUACCUUAAACGUAAACUUCAGGAUGCAGCAGAACAACUAAAACAGUAUGAAAUAAACGCCACUCCUAAAGGCUGGUCCUGCCACUGGGACAGGGAUCAUAGACGAUAUUUCUAUGUAAACGAACAGUCGGGCGAGUCUCAAUGGGAGUUCCCAGAUGGUGAAGAGGAGGAGGAAGAAAGCCAAGCACAAGAAAAUAGAGAUGAGACUCUUCCUAAACAGACCUUGAAAGACAAAGCUGGCACUGAUUCAAAUUCUACAGAGUCCUCCGAGAAUUCCACAGGUUCUCUUUGUAAAGAGUCCUUUUCUGGCCAAGUUUCUUCUUCAUCACUCAUGCCACUUACUCCAUUCUGGACCCUCCUUCAGUCAAAUGUGCCUGUGCUUCAACCUCCAUUACCUUUGGAAAUGCCACCCCCCCCACCUCCACCCCCAGAAUCGCCUCCUCCUCCUCCCCCUCCCCCUCCUCCUGUAGAAGAUGGUGAGAUUCAGGAGGUAGAGAUGGAGGAUGAGGGAAGUGAGGAGCCACCUGCCCCAGGAACAGAGGAGGAUACUCCAUUGAAACCUUCCACACAAGCCACGGUUGUAACUAGCCAGAGUUCAGGUGAUGCUCCUGUCUCUACUUCUCCUUCCACUAAAGCGAUAAAGAGAAAAGCUACAGAAAUUAGUACUGCAGUAGUUCAGAGAUCAGCUACCAUUGGUAGUUCUCCAGUCCUCUACAGCCAGUCAGCUGUAGCUGCAGGUCACCAGGCGACAGGGAUUGGACAUCAGUCUGCAGGGAUUGGACACCAGGCAAUAUCAGUUAGCCAUCCAGCAACAGGAAUGGGUCAUCAGGCCAGAGGAAUGAACCUACAGUCAAAUUACCUCGGACUGGCUUCAGCUCCUGCAAUUAUGAGUUAUACUGAAUGUUCUGUCCCAAUGGCAGUGACUGCUCCUACACUGCAGCCGGUCCAGGCCCGAGGUGCUGUGCCUACCAGUGCCAUUAUAGAACCACCACCACCACCUCCUCCUCCUCCUCCACCUCCACCACCACCAGCUCCCAAAGUGCCACCCCCUGAGAAGUCGAAAAAAGGAAAGAAAGAUAAGGCAAAGAAGAGUAAAACCAAAAUGCCAUCCCUGGUAAAGAAGUGGCAGAGUAUCCAGCGUGAGUUAGAUGAAGAGGAGAACUCUAGUUCCAGUGAAGAGGACCGGGAAUCAACUGCACAGAAGCGAAUUGAAGAGUGGAAACAGCAGCAGCUGGUCAGUGGCAUGGCAGAGAGGAAUGCAAAUUUUGAAGCCCUUCCUGAGGAUUGGCGAGCAAGACUGAAAAGAAGGAAAAUGGCUCCAAACACAUAGUUUUUUAAAAAAAUAAUUGUUUU
This is a messenger RNA of Diceros bicornis minor, 3117 nucleotides long. RefSeq names its product formin binding protein 4 (gene FNBP4). The record is from RefSeq and is a predicted model, not a curated record. The transcript is spliced from 17 exons. Lineage: Eukaryota; Metazoa; Chordata; Mammalia; Perissodactyla; Rhinocerotidae. The coding region runs from base 35 to 3094 and encodes 1019 amino acids. Gene Ontology annotation, molecular function: protein binding.